Plasmodium inui San Antonio 1 is the source of this 708-nucleotide messenger RNA. RefSeq lists its product as hypothetical. Bases 1 to 708 code for a protein of 235 amino acids. The transcript has a single exon. Lineage: Eukaryota; Apicomplexa; Aconoidasida; Haemosporida; Plasmodiidae. The record is from RefSeq and is a predicted model, not a curated record.
AUGGAGCGACUGCAAGAUAAGCUGCGGCAGGAACGGACCAACGACCAGCCCAGCCUUAACCGGUGUGACUUCGACAUAGUCGAAAGGUACGUGGAUUCUUCGAGCGAUGAGGAGGGCGGCCUCCCAGACGAGCAACAUGGAGGUGAGCAGCAAGACAGAACGGAAGAACAACAGCGUCAUGAGGAACAACGCCUGAGGGGCCGGGGGAACCAGACGGGCGACCCCCCGCGGGUGAGUUUCCCACCAGCCCUGCACCGGAGCCUGUUAAACUUGCAAAAAGACGACCUGCAGGAGAGGAUAAACCUCGGUGAAAUUUAUGGCGCGCUUGAUGCGCCAAGUGUGGCAACGACUACCAACGUUGCCAACCUUGCCAAUGAGGGCAAUGCCGCCCAUCUUACUGAUCGAGGGAGUCGUGAGGACGGAAAGAGCGAACCGAACAGACGCGAAAAGGUCAACCAUAGCGAUGUUGACAGGAAAGGAAGGAAGAAUCAAGUGAAGGAGAAGCACCAAUUGACCUUCCAAAUAAACCAAAACGAAGUAGCAAAACUGCAGUGGACAAAUCCAGUCAGGGAUGAAGAGGUAAGAGAAAUGAGAAGUUUUAGUGAAGUCAAAUUGCAUCAAGUACGCUUCGAUUUUGAAGGAAAAUUAAGAAUACAAAUAAACGAAACAGAAUUGAACAAAAAAAAAAAAAAUCUUCAAUCAUUUUGA